Messenger RNA from Siniperca chuatsi (mandarin fish), 1430 nucleotides. RefSeq names its product 6-phosphogluconolactonase (gene pgls). Gene Ontology annotation, molecular function: 6-phosphogluconolactonase activity. The record is from RefSeq and is a predicted model, not a curated record. Bases 187 to 948 code for a protein of 253 amino acids. The transcript is spliced from 6 exons. NCBI's taxonomy places the organism in Eukaryota, Metazoa, Chordata, Actinopteri, Centrarchiformes, Sinipercidae. Gene Ontology annotation, biological process: carbohydrate metabolic process; pentose-phosphate shunt.
UAGUGAUUGGCUGGUGAGAACGCGUUUCAGGAAGUAGUGUGUCGUAUUACAUUUGCCGACUGAAAAUCCUCCUCAUGAGAGCCUGUUCCUGAGAUAGAUUCUCAGUGGGUAAAGCAACGUCUUUUUCGGAAAGCUGUGGGGUUAGAGUUCAAAUAUCAGUAAAUCCUUUAUUCAGACAGCUCUUUUAUGGCUGCCAGAAGAGUUGUUGUCUUCACCUCCUCAGCGGAGCUUGCUCCGGUGCUGGCCCAUCUGGUGACAGCUCGGGCUGAGAAGGCCAUCCUCUCCCAUGGCAGGUUCACUCUGGGGCUGUCUGGAGGAAGCCUUGUGUCCAUGCUCAGCAAAGAGCUGCUCGCCCUGCCAGACCUGGACUGCAGCAAGUGGGUGGUUGGUUUCUGUGACGAGCGAUUGGUUUCCUUUGAUGAUCCUGAGAGCACUUAUGGGCUGUACAAGAGUCAGCUGUUUUCCAAGGUCAACAUCCCUGACAGUGGGAUCUUAACCAUCGACUCCUCUCUGUCAGUGAACGAGUGUGCUGAGGACUAUACACGCAAAUUGAAAGAGGCCUUCCCAGAUGAUGACUUCCCCGUGUUUGACCUGUUACUGCUGGGUAUGGGUCCUGAUGGACACACCUGUUCCCUCUUCCCAGACCACCCUCUUCUGGAGGAAACCAAGAAGAUUGUGGCCCCCAUCUGCGACUCUCCCAAACCACCGCCACAGCGUAUAACUAUGACUUUUCCAGUGGUGAACUCUGCACGUUGUGUGGCUUUUGUGUCAACAGGAGGAAGCAAAGCACCCGUUUUGAAGGAGGUGCUGGAGGGUAGAGAGGGUCCAGCUUUCCCAGCGGCCCGUGUUGUCCCGACUAACGGUGAGCUGUUCUGGCUUGUUGAUGACCCUGCUGCUGCCUCCUUGACUAUCCAGGUAGAGCGGCUAGGCUCAGGGGCCAAACUGUAGAGCUUUCCAUCUGUCGAGUAAACGCAGGAAGUCAACAGCACAUUCCUACUUUCACAUGAUGCUGUUGGUUUAUGUAAGCGAGAUAAUGAGAUAGGAUAUAAGGAUAAACAAAGAACAAUGGGGACAUCUUUGUAAUUUCCAGCACUGCAUUUAGCGCUUUUUGGAGGUUGAUUAAUGUGUGUACAUGCGUGUGUGUCUGUGUGUGUCAGAGGUCUACCUUUAUUCGAGAGAGGAUUGAAUAAAAUAUUUUCUUGGCUAUAAAGUUCAUAAGUAUUUUUUUUUGUAUUAGGUCCAUUAACCCGACAAAGUUACCUUAUAAAUAUAGUGCAAAAUGUAUGUUUUUUCUGUCCCUCAGCUCUGAGUUGCUUUCACACCCUUUGUAAAAUAUCAAAUCCAGUCACACACUGACAGUGAAAAUCAGCAUUCAUUUGUUACGUACACUUAUUUUCAUUAGAAAUUUAAAAAAUAAAAUGUUAAUUAAA